CGGAUGAUUGUAGCGGGGCGGAAGUGAGGCCCAAAGUGGAGCGAGCGGGACGAAAAGGCGUCUGAGCUAAAUCUGGUUUAAGGGGAGGGUUAGACGGGUAGACAUUAAUUUGAAACCACCAUGGGAGUAUCAAAUGAUGCGGAUAAGAUGCUGUUCAUCGGGAAUCUGGAUCAGAGAGUAACGGAGGAGCUUCUGUUUGAAUUGUUUCUGCAGUCUGGCCCACUCCUCGCCGUAAAGAUCCCCAAGGACAAGGAUGGAAAAUCAAAGCAGUACGCAUUCGUGCAUUUUAAACACGUGGAGUCCGUCCAUUAUGGGAAAAACUUGUUGAAUGGAAUACAACUCUACGGAAAGGCUAUCAAGAUCCAGUUCAGAUCAGGUAGUGUCCAUGAAUCUCGGGAAGGAAACCAGUCUCAGAAUUCAGCUGCUACUUUCACUCCUCCCUACAAUUCUAACCAGUUCAGCAAUAAUCGGUUUGGCCGUGGUACGGAUAAUAUGGGUUCUCCAAUCUUUGCGACCCCACAGCCAGUACAGAAAUCAUUUUCUUCACCUGAUAACCUUCAGAGGCAGGUUGUGGUGAACAACAUGUGGCAGCAGGCCAGGGGAGGGCAGCAGAAUUACACUCCCUCACUUCAGCAGGCUAAUGCUAACAAUCGAUCCACUCUGCAACAAUCCUAUCGAGGUACAUCUUCUAACCAACAAGCCACACCUCAGAAUUAUAGCACCCCUUCACAGCCACGGUCAUCCAGUCCAAAUUCACGAAUGAUGUGGCAUUCUGAAAAAUCGACUUCAAACACUCAGAGGCAGCAGAGCUAUUCAUCCUAUCGAUCAGAUAAUGGUUAUUUCACUCGAGAUGCUCACUUCCAGGAUCACAAUUCAGAGCAGUAUUAUAGAGGAAACCGUGAGCCAGAGUUCCAACAUGACCAAAGCUCACAACACAAUAGACGUUGGGAGUAUGAUUACAGGAGGGAGCACUCUCGCAGCAACAGACGUCGAAAUUGGUAAUAAACUUACACUGUCAGUUUGGGAUUGAGUUAAUCCCUUUCUCUCUGAACGUUUGGAACUUGAGUGAAUGUUCAGUGAAAGCAAACGAAGCUGGAAUACUUCCUGAUGUUAAAAAAAAUUAUAUACAUAAUUGUAACUUUGUCUACGGGCAAAUUGGGAUGACUGCACGAAUGUUCCCUGUUUGUAUAAUAUAAGACACAGAAGACCUCUUAGCCCAUUUAUCACUCUAAUCCUGUUCCCUUCCCACUUGUAAACUUAUCCAACCCCUUAAUGCUAAUUUUUGUCUCAGUAGCUACUUGUGAUUUUUAAAAAAAAAAAAUUUCUAAUGGUGCUUUGUCUGGAGCGGAGUGAGGUGACGCAACUUUCUCAUCUGAUUCUGGUGACCUUUAACAAUGUGACCUGCUUUGGUGGUAAUUGCAUAGUGAGAUGUGCCAGUAAAAUGAAAAUGUUUUUAGAGUAUUAAGUAUGCAGCAGAGGAGUAACAUGUCAAGAACAUGGUUUUAUGUUCGGUUCAGACUGCAUGUGUGGAAUCUACUUAGUUAUAAUGCAGAUUCAAGACUUAAAUGAGUGCCAAAGCGGAUAGAAGCUCUGUACUUUUUAAAAAAAAUGUUGUGCAGACCACAGUUGUACUAAGUCUUCCUUCCUAUUCUGUUGAUGAUUCAUUGAGACACUGACUUUUCUUGUUGAGCAGUGUUGCUUCAAAGGUAUUAGUAUGAUGAACAGUUGAUUGUAAUGUUAUUUUUAGCCUGCCUCCAAUGUCGGUGCUCCUCCAGCCAGUGCUUUUUUUAAAAAAAAUUUUGUCAACUAACUGGCAAGUACAGAUGCAGCAUUCUGCUCAGCUGAGAGGGACUGCCGACUGAUGAGACUUCUGUAAGCAGCAUUAGGGCUACUGAAAAAAAUUAGUUAUUAAACUGGAUCCACAAAAUUAAUUUAUAGGUACAUCUGAUAUGCUAAUUUUUAAAUAGUGUGUGAUGAACUCACUGAGGCAUAGACAGUGCUAUUAAAAUUGCUUAAAAGAUUGGAUAUCUGUUCAUACAGUAACCACGCAAUAAAUAAUUUUUUUUUUAAACAAAGGGAAAAACUUGUCAAGCUCCAGUAAAGCAAUCAGACACAGCAAGGAAUUUCAAGAAUGGCAGAUGAUAGUUUGAAUCUGCUCAUUUAUGUAAAUUGGCUCUUCUCUCUAUGCUGGGAAGUAGCAUGCUCCUGAUAGAAGUUUAGUGCAAUUGCCAUUUGUUUAGUGUGGAGUGCAAGAAUUCAGCAUGUGCUCUGUCAAACCAACUCUGAUCUUGGUGACAGAAUUAUAAAGCACAAUUGGGAUGCAUAAAUGUAGGGAACUAGCGGGUGACUUCAGCCUCUUGCACCUCAUACUAAAUAAGUAAAUGUCAUGUGCCCAAUUGUCAGUGCCCGUUUAUAAAAGUUGUUGCUGUUUUCCUGUUUCUCGGUUUGUACUGAUACCCACAAGAUAAGUGGAAUCACCAUAUUGCUGCCGUGAAGUGGUGUUGGCCCUUUCAGUGACAGUAUGGGUCCUUUUCAAGGAAUAGUGCUGUAUGGCAGGAACAUUCUAGUUAGAAUAAAUUUAGAGAGCGGAUAUUUCCUGUUGAUGGGUAUUUAGUUACUAAUUUUUGUCUUUAGUUUUCUCAUUGUUUGUGUUAAAAUUGCACCUAACCAAAUUUUUACUGUUUUUAUUGUCCACUGAAACAAAUGUAUAUAUUGUGUUUUCUUGUGUACCUUUUUACAGUUGUAAUAAUUUAAUAAUGUAUUCUCUGGUCUUCAGUUCACCAGCAAAAAAAAAGACAACCAUUCAGAAUUUAAAAGAAAACAUUUGUGCAGGUUUUUAAUAUAACCAUUACUUUUCUUUAAAAACAAAAUAAAACCCUGUUUUAUGUAGGCGAAACAGGGGUGUACGUACUUUGCACCUGCUUUAUUCGACAAAAAGUUAGGGAGACUAUCAUGAGGAUCACAGCAAAAGAUUCGCAAUGUCCUGACCAGUCAGUCUACCUUCCUGUUCUGAGGUUAACCAGCUAAUUAAGAUGGACAGUUAAUAGUUCGUACUGCUGCUCCUCUAUAUCAGUUGACACCCUCUUUUCAUGCUGUAUAAAUUAGUGUUGCCUUUCAAAGUUUAGUUUCGUGUCCUUUAUCCUGAUGAGUUGAAAAUUAAAAGUUUCGACUUUACUGUAUCUUAUAGCCACGUUUUAAAAUAACUGAAUUUUUUUUUCUGAUAACUUAACUUGUAGCUUCUUUUGUGUACUUCCAAAAUGGGUGAACAAAAAUCUUGGUUUCUUUAACUUGAAGUCAAUUGUUGCAAGGUCUUUUGAUUUUGUUUCCCUGUGUUUUUGACAUGGGAAUGUUAGCUGUUGCCAGCUAAGGAAGAGGAAUCUUAAAUACUAGGAGAAUUGCACUGCUGUCUAAAUUUCAAUGCUAUUUAGCUGUUGUACAGCUUGUAAUUAGUCGGUAAAUGUGCAAUAUUUUUAAAUAUAUCAUAAUACAUUUUUGUAGGAAGACCUGCUUGGGUCAGACUUUAUUGAUUCCUGAUAAGUUUGGCAUAUACACUGUUAUGUGAUUCUAUGUAAUUGGUAUUGUUCAUGUACCAGAAAAGUUUGAUCUUAAAUGUAAUAUCCAUUUAGGAUUUUGAAUUGAAAUUCUUUUGUGUCUAAUGAAUUUUGCAAAUUA
Molecule: messenger RNA, 3672 nt
Organism: Rhincodon typus (whale shark)
Lineage: Eukaryota; Metazoa; Chordata; Chondrichthyes; Orectolobiformes; Rhincodontidae
Product: RNA-binding protein 7
Exons: 5
Coding region: 121-1002 (293 amino acids)
Biological process (GO): regulation of alternative mRNA splicing, via spliceosome
Cellular component (GO): nucleus
Molecular function (GO): single-stranded RNA binding
Source: RefSeq, a predicted model, not a curated record